This is a messenger RNA of Selaginella moellendorffii, 5075 nucleotides long. RefSeq lists its product as uncharacterized. Gene Ontology annotation, biological process: protein phosphorylation. Bases 1 to 5070 code for a protein of 1689 amino acids. The record is from RefSeq and is a predicted model, not a curated record. Gene Ontology annotation, molecular function: ATP binding; protein kinase activity. Lineage: Eukaryota; Viridiplantae; Streptophyta; Lycopodiopsida; Selaginellales; Selaginellaceae. The transcript is spliced from 2 exons.
AUGGCUAGCAAAGGAAAGUUGUGCUUCAUUGUCUCGUCGAUCUUCAUCCUGCGUUUUGCUCAAGCCGCAAUUUCCUAUAGGAGUUUCACCAUCAACAUAAAUGAUUCCUUCUUGUUUCCGCUUGAUCCAUCCGGGUUGAGUGGCCGCGACGCUGAUUUAUGGUCCAACUACACUGACACGGACAUGAGCUACCAGGUGUGGAUGCUGAGCUAUGACGCCACAACACCAAGAUCGUUCUUCCUGGCACUUGUUGGAAUUCUCAAUCCAAGUAAGCCCUGGGAACUCUUAAAACCGGUGGUUCUGUGGAAGGCCCGACAGACGAGGCUUGUAGGUGAGAAUGCCACUCUACAAUUUACCACAGAUGGAGAGCUUAAAGUCGAAGAAGACGGUGAUGUCGUAUGGUCCACGAAAACUGCAAACAGAGGCGUCCGGUGGCUCUGUAUUUCCAAUCGCGCAACCAUAAUGCUCCUGGAUGAAAGCGGAAGCAAUGUCAUCUGGCAAAGCAGCGACGAACCUUCUGACACUGUGCUGUUGCAACGAGCACUUACGCCGGGACAAAAGCUCGUAAGUUGGAAUACUUCAGAAGACAGCAGCGAUGGCCUCUAUAGUCUCGUCAUGGAGAAAAACAGGCUGCAACUGUUGUACGCCUCGCAACCGUACUGGAGCUUCGGUAAUAUUGGCAGCGAGGAAAACAUGUUUGCGGUGUUUUGCUGGCAAAACGAUGGUAACGUGUCUCUGGAUCUGCGCACCGACUUCUCACAGAUUGAAACGAUGCCUGAUGAAUUGGGGUUAGUGCCUUCCCGGUCAUGUUCUAGUCGAGGUUUAAGAGACCAAGUGAUGCCGUUGAACGUAAACGGGUCACAGUUCACGUCCUCCACUUUCAUAAGGCUCACACCAGAUGGAGAUGUGGACCUGUACUCCUGGAAUUGGACGGGUAGCUACUGGGCAACUUAUCUCAGCUUUUCCAGUCUCUUCAACUGCUUCCUUCCAAGUGCAUGCGGGAAGUAUAGAACCUGUAAUCCAGUGUCAGGUGCAUGCGAGGAAACUUGUCCCGAGAGCUUUACCAGGACAGGUCGAGAUUGCCAGCCAUUGAGUAAACUUCAGACGUGUGCAGAGGACCUCGAGUAUCGAUUCGUUCGAAAGGAGGGAGCUGGUUACUUCUCCACAAAUUAUACUGAUCCACUCAAUGUUGCAUCGGAAGCAGACUGUCAAGGGCGCUGUGAGUCGAACUGCAACUGCACGGCUGCCUUUUAUAGUGACCGGAGCUGCUUUCUCGCUCAUGGAGACGUACAAUCGCUUCGAACUGGAAAAUACGUUGCGUUAUUGAAAGUUGCACAGCCACGAAAAGCAUCCAGGAAGCACGUCCAGGCCAUCACCUUGGGAGUACUUAUUCCGACACUCGUCCUUCUGAUUAUAAGUCUCGGAUGGCGCUGCCGAAGGAGCAAGAACGAUGAUGACGAGGGAGAAGAAGAAAGCACCUUGCAGCUCUCUCUCAUGGCUGGCAUGCCAAGGCGUUUUAGUUACCAAGAGCUGCAACAAGUCACAGGAAACUUCAGUGAAAUGCUUGGAAAUGGAGGAUUUGGAAGCGUGUUCAAAGGAAACCUUGCCGAUGGAAUUGAGGUCGCUGUGAAGAAACUUGAAGGCUCCAACCAGAGGAGCAAAGAUUUUUUCGCCGAAGUUGGAAUCCUAGCCAGGACGCACCACUGGAACCUCGUCAAGCUGCUGGGAUUCUGUGCCCAGGGUCCAAGGAAAAGGCUCCUGGUGUACGAAUAUAUGAGGAACGGGUCCCUCGACCGAUGGAUAUUUGAAGACGAUGAAUAUCCUGGCAAUGUGCCGUGGGGAGUUAGAUACAACAUUGCCUUGGGCACAGCAAGAGGAUUGAGCUACUUACAUGACGAAUGCGCUGAAAAGAUAAUCCACUUGGACUUGAAGCCGGAGAAUGUGCUCCUCGACGAUGGUUUCCAGCCGAAAAUAGCAGAUUUCGGACUGUCCAGGCUCAUGGACAGGAAGGAAAGCCACUUGCAGCUGACGAUAACGAGAGGCACUCCUGGCUACGUCGCACCGGAGUGUGUUCAGGAAGGAACAGUGACUGAAAAAUCGGAUGUUUUCGGCUUCGGGGUAUUGCUGCUCGAGAUCAUAACAGGUUGCAGGAGCAGGAAUCUCUCGGAUGAUUUCCUGAAGGACUACCUGUUGGUCAGUGAAAGGGACGAGAAGGCUGUUGCUCACCUCCACCAAGACGACAAGGAAAGAGAGAGAUUGAAGACCGUGGUAAGUUUGUGUGUCCGAGACGAUCCAGACUUACGGCCCUCGAUGAUGAACGUGGUACCAAUGAUGCAAGGAGUUAUUAAGCUUCCUCAGAUCCCCUCGGAGUCGCAGCUCCAGUUCUUCCUCGCUUACAGAUCCAAACUUCAGCUUAGCAGAAGCACAACCUCGGACGUACCUCAGUACAGUUCUAAUAAGUUGCUGGAACCAAGUCUAAACGUAUCUGCAAAGACUUGUUCAAAGCGCGUUGGAACAUCCAAGUAUUUGAGCGCCGGAGCCGCAAGAGAGGUCGAGAACUCCAUGGCUACCAAAGGAGAGCUGUGCUUCAUCUUCUCGUCGAUCUUCAUCCUGGGAUUUUCUCGAGCGGAACUGUACUACAGGAAUUUCACCAGUGAAGUAAAUGGUCCCCUGUAUCCGCUUGAUCCAUCCGGCUUGAGUGGCCGCUACACUGAUUUAUGGUCCAACUACACCGACACGGACAUGAGCUUCCAGGUGUGGAUGCUGAGCUAUGACGCCACAACACCAAGAUCGUUCUUCCUGGCACUGGUUGGAAUUCGCAAUCCAAGUAAGCUCUGGGACCUCACAAAACCGGUCGUUCUGUGGAAGGCCCGUCAGACGAGGCUUGUAGGAGAGAAUGCCACUCUAGCAUUCACCACCGAUGGAGAGCUCAAGCUUGAAGAAGAUGGCGACGUUGUCUGGUCCUCCAACACCACAAACAAAGGCGUCCGGUGGCUUGCCAUAUCCGACAGCGCGACCAUAAUGCUCCUGGAUGAAAGUGAAAGCAAUGUCAUCUGGCAAAGUAGCGACGAACCUUCUGACACUGUGCUGUUGCAACGAGCGCUUAAGCCGGGAUAUAAGCUCGUAAGUUGGAAUACUUCAGAAGACAGCAGCGACGGCCUGUAUAGCCUUGUCAUGGAGAAGAACAGGCUCAAACUGCUAUACGACUCGCAACCAUACUGGAGCUUCGGUAAUAUUACAAGAGAGGAAGAUAUGUUUGCGGUCUUCUGCUGGCAGCCAAAUGGAGUCGUGUCCCUGGAUCUCCGAACUAAUUUCUCACAGAUAGAAGGUGCGGGCUUGGUACAGCCGGAGUCUUGUGCCAUACCUGGUUCUGAAGACCAAGCGAUGCAGCUGCCAAUAAACGGGUCACAGUUCACGUCCUCCACUUUCAUAAGGCUCACACCAGAUGGAGAUGUGGACCUGUACUCCUGGAAUUGGACGGGUAGCAACUGGGUGACUUAUCUCAGCUUUUCCAAUCACUUCAAGUGCUUCCUUCCAAGUGCAUGCGGGAAAUAUAGAACCUGUAAUCCAACAUUAGGUACAUGCGAAGAUACUUGUCCCGAGAGCUUUACCAAGAAAGAUGAAGAUUGCCAGCCAUCGUUUCCACUUCAGAUGUGUGAGGAGGAGAUGGAGUAUCGAUUCGUUCGGAAGGAGGGAACUGAUUACUUCUCCACAAAUUAUACUGAUCCACUCAAUGUUGCAUCGGAAGAAGAUUGUCAAGGGUUGUGUGAGUCGAAUUGCAACUGCACGGCUGCCUUCUAUAGUGACCGGGCCUGCUUUCUCGUGCAUGGAGACGUGCAAUCACUUCGAACUGGAAAAUACGUUGCGUUAUUGAAAGUUGCACAGCCACGAAAGAAUUCCAGGAAGCACGUCCAGGCCAUCACCUUGGGAGUACUUAUUCCAACAGUCGUCCUACUGAUAGUAAGCCUCGGAUGGCGCUGCCGGAGGAACAAGGAAGAUGACGACGAGGGAGAAGAAGAAAGCACCUUGCAGCUCUCUCUCAUGGCUGGCAUGCCGAGGCGUUUUAGUUACCAGGAGCUCCAGCAAGUCACAGGGAACUUCAGUGAUAGACUGGGAAGCGGAGGAUAUGGAAGCGUGUUCAAAGGAAAACUUACCGAUGGAACUGAAGUCGCUGUGAAGAAACUCGAAGGCUCCAACCAGAGGAGCAAAGACUUUUUCGCCGAAGUUGGAAUCCUAGCCAGGACGCACCACUGGAACCUCGUCAAGCUGCUGGGAUUCUGUGCCCAAGGUCCCAGGAAAAGGCUCCUUGUGUACGAAUAUAUGAAGAACGGGUCCCUGGAGCGAUGGAUAUUUGAAGACGAUAGAAAGCCUGGCAGUUUUACAUGGGACGUUAGAUACAACAUUGCCUUGGGCACAGCAAGAGGAUUGAGUUACUUACAUGACGACUGCGCUGAGAGGAUCAUCCACCUGGACCUGAAGCCGGAGAAUGUGCUCGUCGACGAUGGUUUCCAGCCGAAGAUAGCCGACUUCGGAUUGUCCAAGCUCAUGGACAGGAAGGAAAGCCAGCUACAACUGACAAUUGCGAGAGGCACCCCUGGAUACGUCGCACCCGAGUGUGUUCAGGAAGGAACGGUGACUGAGAAAACCGACGUUUUCGGCUACGGGGUACUGCUGCUCGAGAUGUUAACAGGUUGCAAGAACAGGAACCUCUCAAGUGAUUACCUGAAGGACUUCUUGUUAGUCAGUGGACAGAACGACAGUGCUGCUGCUCACCUCCAUCAAGACGAGAAGAAAAGAGAAAGAUUGAAGAACGUUGCAGCCUUGUGCGUCCAAGACGAUCCAGAUUUACGGCCCUCGAUGAGCAACGUGGUACAAAUGAUACUGGGAGUUACUGAGCUGCCUCAAAUGCCCUCGCGAUCACAGCUGAAUUUCUUUCUUGCUUACAGAUCCAAAGAGCACUUGAACAGGAGCUCAGGCUCGGACGUCUCGCAUAGGAGUUUUGAUAAGUUGCUGGAUUCAUCGAUGUCAUCGACGUCAUUUGCAAUUUUCUCACAAAAUAGUGGUCGAUAGUUAAA